Molecule: messenger RNA, 1703 nt
Organism: Nicotiana tabacum (common tobacco)
Lineage: Eukaryota; Viridiplantae; Streptophyta; Magnoliopsida; Solanales; Solanaceae
Source: RefSeq, a predicted model, not a curated record
UAUGAAAUCUUCCUACUGUUGGUUAACAGUACUUGAACUCUCUCAAUCAUAUCUCGAGCCCGAUGUUUUUUGUUUAACUAAUAAAAACAUUUUCUACACUUGUAUCACUGAUGUUUAUCUUUGGAAUUUUGGUUUCCCAAUUUUCACAUAGGUAAGGGAAAAUGGUGGAAUUGAAGGAGAGCAAGUUUGAUUUUUGAUUAGGAGAAGGACAUCUCUUCUCUCUUUCGCUUUCAUCGUCCUUGACUAACUUACAUAUUUCAAACAUACUCGGUCUGCUUUAUCUCAAGCAGCUUGAGAGGAAUGGCUGCAUCAGCAAAGACACUAGCUCAUGACAAGCCUAACCCAGCUGAAGACUGGACAGUCGUAUUGCCUCGUCGUGGAAAACAGAAAAGGAAUUUUCAUAAAGUUAUCAUCCAUGAACCGAAAAAGCAAGAGGAAGUGUGGACUCCGGCAGAUAUUGAGACCAAUCCAGAGAGAGAAUCUAAAUUGAUGCAGAAGAUGCAAAACUGCAUAAAGAAACUUGAGAGCUCCUCCUUCUGGUUGACAUUUUCGGAUCAGUUACAAACCCCUGAAAUACUUGAUCAGUUUCUAAAAGCUGUGUGCUCAGAAGGAAAGAUGCCGAUGGUAAUAUAUGGAAUUGGUAGCAUAGAAUCGUAUGAGCCUCCUAGAUUGCAGCUUAGUCUUGCAAUCUUGAUGAAAAGAAUGUUUAAUUGGAUUGGAGAGGUAGAGGUAUUUGAUCCAGUGAUCUCUCUGGCAGAAUCUAAGGUACUGGCAGCUCUUGGCUGUUCUGUCCUAACAGUAAAUGAACAAGGUCGACGGCAAACUUUGAAACCUAUGAUGUUCUUCAUGCCACAUUGUGAAGCUGAACUGUAUGACAAUCUUCUGGAGGCAAAUUGGAGGCCUGAUCUAUUGGAUAAUAUUAUAUUGUUUGGAAACAGUUUUGAGGCAUAUGAGCAACACUGGUCAGUGUGCAAAAACCUUACUCUUGCUGAUUCUAGGAAGCAUAUCCUGGCAAUCAGGCAGUUCGUAAAAGAGCAUGCAAUCGACUCUUUUUCAGAUGAUUUUUUUCGAGCAUUCCAUGGUUCGAGUUGGCAUUUUUUCAAUAUCGAUCCUCAUACAGAUUUAUGUGAUGCUAAACUAUGAUUAUCAAAUUUGUUUUUGAUAAUGUAAGAAAAUUCUCUUCUUCACCUUUUGUUUUCUGGAAUUAAAGCCCUGCUGUCAAGCUCUCAACAUUUUUUUUGGUUACAUCCGGAGUUGGCUGAGAUGCUGCUUCAUUGAUGCAUGAUAGUUCCUUUAUGUGCAUGCCUUUGAAGAUGCCUCUUUUAUCCCUAUAUGCCUCUUUGAUGUGUCCAAUGAGAUAUAUUUAAUAUUUUAUAAAAAGCCUGGUGGUGUAAAACAUCCUAUCUGCUUUAUGACCCAGUAACUGCCUUUUUUCUGAUGUUUCCAAAGCAAUGCCCGAAUCUCAAACAUGGAGGCUGGAGUUGAUGCUGUGUCCUCUGACCUCGGGCUUCUUUAUGAGUUAUGACUUCUAUCCGAGUAAGAGGUGAGUGAAAGUGAAUAUUUAGCUUUUGUAUCAAAUGUUGUUUUUAAGCUUUUAAGCUUCUUGUCUUUGUUCUUUACUUAGUAAUUCCAAAAAGCAUACUUUUAAGGGAGUUGUUGAAUCUUCACCUUCUUUUCUUGUAUUACUAUACUUUCCAAUCCAA